AUAAGUAUAAAUAGCAAAGGAAUCUCCCAUUCCAAAACAGGAAAGAAAGAGAUCAAGGCCUUAGAGACCCCUAGUAGAUUAUUAAUAAAUAUGACUAAGUUCCAAGCCCUCUAUAAGAGCCCUUGUUACACCAACACCCCGGUCACUCGCCUGAAUGUUCCGGGAUAGACUCAGCUCGACACAUUUUGGGAUACUCUAACAUUUAUGACGCAAUGCAUAUGCAGGUUGAAUCUGGCCUUCAUCGACCGCUUACCUCGGGUCGAUGAUUCAGCUUAUAAAGUCGGCGGCGGAGAAGCGAAAUAGCCCUCAUUGAGUCACCUUCCUGCAUCAUUGCAAUGCCAAUUGGGCCAGUUCUGCAGCAGCCAUCCCCAUUUCUACCCUCCACUUGCGUUUCAUCUUCGUGGUUAACGACUUCCGAAUUACUGAGAUGGGAAUCCUAACACUGGAUCGAGCAUACUUGACCCUCGGCUUGACUAUGACACGAUAACCCACUAGUGCUGCACUCGCCGUAUGCGGGAUUAUCGGAAGCUGAUCACAGCGGUCGAAUGUCCGGGGAAUGAUUCGAGGCAUCCUUGCCGGUCCGCCUGCCAAUGUAACCUUGCGCCCCAACAAGGAGAUAGGUUAACCGACCUCGGUUUCCGUAUAAAUGAAAAUUGCACGUAUGUUAACGGGAGCCACCAAAAUCCCUCUUCUUUUCUAUCAUUGGUUUCCCUAUGCCAGAUACGACCAAUCUCCUACGCCAUGCUGCUCCAUCUGUUGUUACUCAGUAGCUUUGCUGCUGGAAUAAACUGGUACGCUUCUUCCAAAAUCAAGAACUUGAUUCUGUUUGGCGACAGCUACACCGAUGAGGGACGAUUGGUAUAUAUCAUCAAUUCCGGUGGAGCUACGCCACCCCCGGGCACCAUAAUCCCACAUGCCAAUGUUACCGCUGCAGGUAGCUACUCUUGGCCGUACUACGCAGCACAGAAACUCGGGGCUACGACUUAUAACUAUGCUGUCGGCGGUGCAACUUGCUCCAAUGAAAUCACACUUCGGUAUCUUGAUGAGGCAAGCGGCCUUGAAUAUCCCGAUGUCAUCGAAUAUGAGGUCUCAGCUUUCAAAGCUGACAUUGAAUAUGCAAGCACUACCCCCAACACGACGUUUCUCCAGGGCCGUACACCGGAGAACUCUGUCUAUGCCCUGUGGAUCGGCACCAAUGAUCUAGGGGUCAGUGGCUUUCUACUUGAUCAGCAGACGAAGGGGAAAACAAUCGGCGACUAUGUUGAUUGCGUCUGGGAUCUAUUUGACGAAGUUUACAGCACAGGAGGGCGACAAUUUGUCCUCUUUGCGCAGGCGCCUCUAGAAAAAGCGCCGUUGUACACAGCUCCAGAGCAUGGAGGCGCUGGUGACGUGAACUACUGGCCGAACAAAACGGCGUACGACACAAUCAUGUACGAGGACAAAAUCCUUGAGUAUACGACGGCAGCAAACACCAUCUUCGAGUACGGUGUCCCGUUCCAGCUGCUUGUCCAGAAGCGGUGGCCUGGUGCUUCGUUCAUCAUCUUGGAUGUUCACCAGAUCGUUCUCGAUAUUAUCAAAGCACCGGAGGACUACCUAGAUGCGCCCGCUAACGUCACAGGCUACUACUCCGAGUGCAGUCCUCUUUCGCCGACUGGGUGCGGUGUUGCAGACAAUCCGCCCUCAAACUUUUUGUGGUAUGAUUCGUUACAUCCUUCCUCUCGGACCCAUGAGGUGUUUGGAUUGGAGUUUGCUAAGGCACUGGUGGGCAAAUCUGUAUACGCAACUUACUAUUCAUAACAUAAUCCUUUUGAAGUUGGAUGUGGUGACCCCUGAGAGCUACUAUGCAUACUGAAGACUCCAUGCCAAAGCAAAGGCUGGAUAGAACUAUUAAUGAGAAAAUAAUGUUUUGUUUUUUUUUUUGUUUUUUUUUUGGAUGAGAGGUGGUGCCACCAUUUUGUGUUGUUGACUUCGACGUUGAAUGGCAGCUUGCAGCUGUUGCAGCUGAGAGAGUGUGGCUUGGCAGACAACUUAGGUACUUAACCUAACUACCUAGGUACCUAGUAACUACUGUAGGUAGACUUCUUACUCGCUCGCCCAUCUGCGAGCAGCUGUCAGACCAAACCCCGAAUACUGCCCGAAC
Xylaria bambusicola is the source of this 2140-nucleotide messenger RNA. RefSeq names its product carbohydrate esterase family 16 protein. Bases 511 to 1797 code for a protein of 428 amino acids. The record is from RefSeq and is a predicted model, not a curated record. The transcript is spliced from 4 exons. NCBI's taxonomy places the organism in Eukaryota, Fungi, Ascomycota, Sordariomycetes, Xylariales, Xylariaceae. Gene Ontology annotation, molecular function: hydrolase activity, acting on ester bonds.